AUGCCAAUUGGGCAGCCAAAUUCCGGCCUGGAGAGUCCUCCGCAUGCCCCUCCUCAAAUUCAACCCAAUUCAAACCCAAGCCCAACGGGCAAUGAAUCGUUUCCAGAGAUUGGGGAUUCACCGCCCGUCUCGGGUCGAUCAUCUUGCGAUUAUGGAAGGACCUAUUCAACGCCAGCGACCGGCGCCCAAACGCCGGAUCCCCUCUUGGGUAAUGUCAGCGUGCUCGAUAAGCAGGCAUUGAAAGUAUCACAGACCAUCAAAAGUCUUGGCCACCAUGGGGAGGACGGACACGAACUGGAAACCCUCGGCCAUCGCUUAACCAACCGAAAGCCCUCAGUAUCCAGGAAUCGGGACGAAGCCGAUGAGUCGGCAUCACCAACCCGAAAGAAACAAGGGAUUCCGCCCGAGCUCCCGAGUUUUAUGGCAGAGAUCAUCUUAGUGAUGGUCUGCUCGGCUGGCCUUAUGCUUUUCUCAUUCUUUUUGGGUGAUAUGCUUGCUCCACAAGAGCAAAUAAAGCGUGCACUUGGCAUCACCAACACCCAACUCCCAUGGAUCGUGGGCGCUUUUAACACCGCGAAUGGUCUCUCAGUCGUUAUCUCAGGCUCCCUCUCAGAUUUGGCUCCUCCAAAAAGCCUGAUGGUCGGCGCAUUUGCAUGGCUGGCUGUAUGGAAUGUUGUCGGUGCUUUCUCGCUACAGCCGUCGCGAUAUAUUCUUUUUUUGUCGUGA
Molecule: messenger RNA, 726 nt
Organism: Penicillium macrosclerotiorum
Lineage: Eukaryota; Fungi; Ascomycota; Eurotiomycetes; Eurotiales; Aspergillaceae
Exons: 1
Coding region: 1-726 (241 amino acids)
Cellular component (GO): membrane
Source: RefSeq, a predicted model, not a curated record